Pseudozyma flocculosa PF-1 is the source of this 1518-nucleotide messenger RNA. RefSeq lists its product as uncharacterized. Bases 1 to 1518 code for a protein of 505 amino acids. The record is from RefSeq and is a predicted model, not a curated record. Gene Ontology annotation, biological process: tricarboxylic acid cycle. The transcript has a single exon. Gene Ontology annotation, molecular function: acyltransferase activity, acyl groups converted into alkyl on transfer. NCBI's taxonomy places the organism in Eukaryota, Fungi, Basidiomycota, Ustilaginomycetes, Ustilaginales, Ustilaginaceae.
AUGGGCGCAGCCUGCAAGGACGACGGCAACCAGUCGCUCACCGUCACCGACAACCGCACGGGCAAGGUCUACCAGAUCCCCAUCACCCGCAACUCGAUCCCCGCCACCGCCUUCAAGGCCAUCAAGGCCGACCCGAGGACCCACUGGCUCACCGACCGACCCGAGGACGAGACCGAGCAGGGCCUCCGCGUCUUCGACCCGGCCUUCCAGAACACGGCCGUCGUCGAGAGCCGCAUCACCUACAUCGACGGAGCCAGGGGCGUCCUCCGUCACAGGGGCAUCCCCAUCGAGCAGCUCGUCGAGAAGUCCUCGUUCCUCGAGACGGCCUACCUCAUCAUCUACGGCCAGCUGCCCUCGGGACCCAGCCUGAAGACGUUUGAAGACGAGGUCCUCCACCACACCUACCUGCACCAGGAUGUCGAGCGCAACCUCGCCACGUUCCGCUACGACUCGCACCCCAUGUCGAUCCUCACCUCGGCCUUUGCGACGCUCGGCGCCUUUGCACCAGAGGCCAACCCUUCCCUGGCCGGGUCCAAGGUCUAUACCAACGCCGCCAGCGGCAACCUCGAGGCCCUCAAGCUCAUGGACAAGCAGAUCCUCCGCAUCAUUGGCAAGGCGCCCACCCUUGCUGCCGCCGCCUACCGCGUCAGGCAAGGACGCCCCUUCAACCGCCCCCCGCAGGGCCUGUCGUACACUGAGAGCCUCCUGUACAGCAUGGACCAUCUCAGCGGCACCGAGUACCGCCCCAACCCCGUCUUCAGCAACGCGCUUGACAAGCUGUUUAUCAUCCACGCCGACCACGAGCUCAACUGCUCGACCGCGACCGUCCUGCAGGCGGGAAGCAGCCUCGUCGACCCCUACAGCGCCGUCGCAGCCGGCUGCGCCGCCCUCUACGGACCAUCCCACGGAGGCGCCGCAGAGGCCUGCGUGCGUCAGCUCCUCGAGAUCGGAACGCCAGACAACGUGCCGGGCUUCAUGGCUGCCGUCGAGAAGCGCGAGCGCGUGCUGGUCGGGUUCGGCCACCGCGUGUACCGCAACGUCGACCCGCGCUCGACGGCGAUCCGCAAGAUCUGCGACGAUGUGCUCAAGGUCACUGGCAAGAGCCCGCUGCUCGAGACGGCGCUGACGCUGGCCGACCUGGCGAGCAAGUCCGAGUUUAUGCGCUCGCGCCAGCUCUACCCCAACGUCGACUUCUUCUCGGGCAUCAUCUACUACGCCAUGGGCAUCCCGCUCGACUUUUUCCCCGUCCUCUUUGCCGUGCCCCGCUGCGUCGGCUGGCUGGCCCACUGGCGGCAGAGCAUGCUGCAGCGCGGCGGCGUAAAGAUCUGGCGCCCGCGCCAGGUCUAUGUCGGCGAAGGCGAGCGCGACUACGUCGACGUCGACGCGCGCAAGGAGAGCUGGGGCGCCUCGGUCUUUGACGCCCCCGUCCAGGUCACCCACGGUGGCGACACGAUGCGCAACCGCCUUGCCACCUACCGCGACGAGGCGGGCAAGCUGCACACCAGGAGCAGGCUCUAG